UGCGUUGUAGCGCUGUUAUUUUGGGCGAGGCCAGUGCGUCAACGACUUGUAGAGAAAUUGUGUGACUUUGGAGGCAUUUCUAGCCACAAAUCGCAAAAAUGAGCUUGGAUAAACCUCUUUUCGCGACUACGGUCGACGACGACGAUCGCAAGGCCGUUGUGAAACAAGAGUUUAAAUUGUUUAUAAAGGCUUCACAAAUUGACAAAGAAACCCGAGGGCCCUGCCCCAUAUGUGAGCACUGGUUCAUGAUAGCGUACCUUAUAGCCCAGAAACAACCUGGGGUGAACUUUUCAGUUUUCACCGUGCAGGAAAAUAGCCCUCCUAAAGAAUUCGAGGGUUGGAGCAAGAAGUUCCCAGUGGUCCUCUCAGUCAAUUGCACAGACAAGAAGGGCCAAGAUAUUAGUGGAUGCAUGUAUGACAGCUUCGAGGAGUUGGAGACCUUCUUCGAGAAUAUCAACCGUGAGUGCCCAGAGUUGAAGAGGCAUAACAAGGAGAAUGGAGAUGCCAUGGCCAGAGUAGAUACCCUUUAUGCUACUUUCAAUGGAUUCCUGACAGGUCAGCCAGAGUCCAAAUUGACAAAAGCCCUGAGAGCUUUAAAUGAAGACUUAGACAACGGCAAGAGGUUCUUUAUAGAUGACAUGCUGUGCUAUGUUGAUUGCCACUUACUGCCUAGGUUACAGCAUAUCAAGGUGGCUACCAAGAGAUAUGCUGACUACAAUAUCCCAAAGGAAUUCAUCGCAAUUUGGAAGUUCUUGGCUUAUGCGUACCAGCAGCCUGCAUUCAUAGCUACCAUGCCAAGGGAUCAGGACAUCAUCUUUCAUUAUAAGAAGAAGGUGACUGCAUUUCCUGAAGUGAAAAACUCAACAAUAGAAAAGUUCUCUUAUGACACAUAUGUACCAGAGGAAAUCUUGGAAGAAAUCAGGCAAGAAAACUUUGGCAAUGAGGAACAAGAACCAGAACCAGAACAACAGGUGGAGGAAGUGGAAGCAAACUCAGAAAUGGAGCCCCAGUUUGAUAACAAUGGAUUGGAAUAUUAAGUUCCACGUGUGUGAAGGAGACACUGUGAUGGGAGGGAAUUGUAGAUGUGCAGACAGUGCAGGCUGGACUGGUGACUCUCGAUUCGCCCUAGCCGGUCAGGGAACCAGCAAGACACCAUUCUCUUGCACGCGCAUGUUAACUUUGAACUGACAUGAAGACGUUUGUGAAAAGGGAAUGUUAGUUAAUUAUCUACCCAGAUGGAACAUAGUGGCAUAGUCAUAAUGAUCAGGGACCACGACGACGAUGUUGAUAGUCUUCAGAUCUUAUCCUUGAUUACAACGGUUCAUAUCAGAAACAUGUCAUUAUGUUGGACAUGCAGUAUAAAAUUUGUGGGAUAAGUCUUACUUUUUGAUUCAGGACCAAAUAUAAUUUUGCAGUUUUUUUGCUCACGUUUAAACUUCUACACUUGCGGACCAUUUUACAGGAGCGUACAUGUUGAUUAGAUUUGUCAGUGUUUCUGUUUCCCUCAGAUAUCAAUAUGUCCUUUGUUGAACCUUUGUUCUUUUAAGAAGACAACUGUCGAUCGGGCAGGAGUGAAAACCAGUCAAGGGAGAGAACAGAACGCCUUUGACUUGUAAAACUGAUACUUUUGAACAGUAUUCUGGAACAAUUUCUUGAGAUUUUCUAGGAAAUCAAGUAAUGUGUGAUAUGACACUGAGGUAAUACAAUAAAAAUAUGUAAUUGUUUCAUGAAUAAAGCAUGUCGCUGCUGUAGGUGAUGUUUUGCAGGGCAGUAUUUUUCUGUAAGACACAGGACACAUGAUAUAAAUGAUAAAGGACAACAUAUAUAUGUUACCAAUCAAAAUGGCUGGCAUGUACAGAACCAUCCAAGAAGCCAACCCAGCUUCUGCGGUAAGAAGGAAGCCUCUUUAACAUUCUUACUUGAGCAUGCAUUUUGUGAACAGAACUUUCAUUUAUAUGUCAUCAUGGUUUUUGCUGAAGGUGUCUUUGGGAUAAAAAAAGCCUUAAAUUACAUGCCUUGUUGUUCAGUAGCUUCUAUCCUUAUAACUUUGAACCUGGACCAAAUUAUAGUAUUUUGUGUAUGUUUAUUGUGGUAUGAGUAAGAGGUUUCAUGGUUUCAGUAACGUCCAUAUUCUUGAUGUCUGUACACAUUCUUUGGCAUGAUAUCCAGUUCUGAGUCAAGGAUGUUUCAUUUUGUAUCUGACAACCCUUGCAAAUCAUGCAAUAUUCUCAAGGACUGAAAAUAUUAGGGUCCCAAUUGGGACCAAAAUUCUAUCUUCAACCUUGACGCUAAGGAUAGAUAUGACUCCCAUUAUAGCUUGUCAUAAUCAGACAUUUUAAGAUGGGGCGUCUGAAACAAAAACAACAGCACUUUUACAGUUAAACAAGAAUAUGUUGGAUGUGGUGACUCGAUUAAGGGUCAGGAGGAGAGUGUUUGAUUAAUAAAUUAUUGUAAUUGUUCAUGAUCAGCUCUAUAAAACAUAACCACAAAUUGCCUUGUCCUGACCUGUGUAAUGUGAAUGAGGAGUUUGUUCCAGUCUCUGAUUAACAUAGUGGAAAUGUACAAAUACCCGUCUUCCCUUUCACUAGGAUUGUGUUUAUUAUUCAUAACUUCGACAUGAAGUCAUGCUAGCAUCUGUGUAUUUUGUGCAAAGAGUACCAUCUAUUGCAUUUUGCAAAUGGCAGGAGCUAUGGUCUCAUAGUUAACCAGAUUGAAUAAGCUUCUCAACCAUAUAUGUUCAGCCUAUUGUGUAUGCCUUCUGCAGAAUUUGGUAACAUACAGUAAUGACAUUUCAGUUAAUUUUUGACAGAAAAUCGAGACAAAAUAUAUGGUGAGGAUUCUCAGACUUGAUCUCUGACUAUUUUGCUUGUUCAGCAAAGUUUGUGAUACCAGAACGAAUUUGUCUGAUCCUGGCCUUCGGUCAUUGCUCUUGGACUUUCGCAAAUCGUUUAUCAGCAUGAUGUUUCCUGUCUUUAUGAAAAUUCCAUGUGUUGGAUGAUGUUGGAUGAAGCAGGAUGGUCAGAUGCUGUACCUACUAUAGCUUUGUUAUAUGUGCAUUUAUUGUUUGGUACAUAAUACUACUAGUAGUCUGAUAACCUGACUACACCAAAUCGCCAUAUACACUGAUAUCUUGGAUGUCCAUAAGCACAGCUUUGUAACAUUCAGUCAUUAUAUAAGAAAUAAAAUUACUCAAAUCAA
Messenger RNA from Haliotis rubra (blacklip abalone), 3198 nucleotides. Its product is annotated as chloride intracellular channel protein 2-like. The record is from RefSeq and is a predicted model, not a curated record. The transcript has 4 exons. Lineage: Eukaryota; Metazoa; Mollusca; Gastropoda; Lepetellida; Haliotidae. Gene Ontology annotation, molecular function: chloride channel activity. Gene Ontology annotation, cellular component: cytoplasm; apical plasma membrane. The coding region runs from base 99 to 1037 and encodes 312 amino acids. Gene Ontology annotation, biological process: chloride transport.